CCUCUCCUCCGCCGACGCUUCAGCUGUCUCAUGAUUCCCCGCGGAGACACAUCUCAGCCAUGAAUGAGAAACUCUCCCAAAUGAUGUUAGAAGUCGCCGUCCUAGGACGGAACACCUUUUCAACUUAAUGGUUGUUGCUGCUCUUGUGGAUUUCAUGGAGUUUGUGGAACAAAGUGACGCAUGACAAACAUUCCAGUUCACUUGUCUCAUCCAACCAGAUAAAGUUGAUCUUGAUAGUUCCAGACUGAUCGGUCAUAAAUACCAACCGAGGGGAAAGAUGGGAGAGACCGUGUUGCACAUGAUUGCAAUGUUUAUGGCUGUCCACAUCAUCCAGUGCCAAACAGUUUGCAACAGACAAGCCUCUCUUGAAUGGCACAUUAAAAAACACACAGUCCAGAUGAAUUGGACUCUAAUAGGCAACAUCUGCAGGACUGAAUCUGAGUGCUGGGAUUCUGGGAGGGGAGAUGAGAUGAGGGAGCUGCAGUUUCCACAGAUAUGCCCCCUUCAGCUGCAACAUGGGGACAAACUCCUGAUGUCCGCCGAUGAAACCCUCAAAACAUAUGGCAUCGGACUCCUGAAUGUGACAAAAGACAACUUUGAGAGCUGUUCCACAGGCAGAUCGUUAAAAAAUCAGUUUCUUUUCCCCCUCAAUGUUAAUGAAAGUGUGCAAGUUGAAGCCAAGUGGCUCGCUCCGGGUCAUCAUUACUUCAUUGCGCUUCAUAAAGGCGACACACAGCUGUGCAAGCUUGGUUUGAGGCUCAAUGUGUCCGUUAAACCUCAACUUUGCCAGCCCUCCCCACUGGUUCGAUUCUGUUCAGGGAACGGUGUUUGUCAAACACGUCCCUGGGAGGGCGCGUACCACUGUCGAUGCCAUCAUCACUACACUGGGAGAUUUUGUGAGAAGUUUGAUGUCUGUUUGGACAACCCUUGUGAAAACAAGGGAGUGUGCUUGAGCAAUGGAUCUGUAGAUCCAAACAACAGAACAUAUAAAUGUCUUUGCCCUCCUCAUUUUACAGGGGUUAACUGCUCGGAAGUCGUUGGGAAAGCUAAUUGUGACAGAGUCUGUAAAAAUGGGACAUGUGUUCAAAUGUCACCCACUUCUUUCAGAUGCAUCUGUGACACUGGAUUUUCUGGCCCUCCCUGUGAGAAGAGGAAAGCCCCCUGUGACCCAAAUCCAUGCAGAAAUGGUGGUGUAUGUGCAGAGAGCCCCGAAGGAUUUGUUUGUCAUUGUCCAGAAAAAUUUGGGGGUCUCUACUGCGACUCUCCAGUUGACUUCAACUGCUUGAUGUAUUCAUGUCGGGAAGAACUAAUGUGUACUCCAGGAAUGCAUGGCUCUGAAUGUGUUUGUGCAGAUGGUGCUGCGGUCCCAGAAUGCAGGAGGCAGCAGAGCAUGUGCAGCCCAUCGCCAUGUCUGAACAAUGCCACCUGUGUGUCCAGGGGAAAAGAUUACUUCUGCAGAUGUCUGAGUGGUUUUUCCGGGAAGAACUGUGAAGAAAUAAUUGACUACUGCAAGCUUUUCAAUAUCAGCUGCCUAAACGAUGGACUGUGCCUGAGUGUAAUUGGUGGAUAUCAGUGUGUCUGCACCCCUGGGUGGAUCGGAGAAUUUUGCCAACAUGUCGGUGACGCCUGUGUAAUGCAACCAGACAGCUGUUUGAAUGGAGCCACGUGUAUCACAACCAGUCAACCCACAUCUCCCCCGCAGUAUAUCUGCAAAUGCCCCCCUGGCUUCAAAGGAACAGAGUGCGAGACUGAGAUCAAUGAGUGUGAGUCAAACCCCUGUCAGCACAAUGGCACGUGUACUGAUUUGCUUGGAGACUAUGACUGCCAAUGCCCUACAGGUUUUAGUGGAAAGCGUUGUGAAGUGGACAUAGAUGCCUGUUUUCUGGCCAACAACACAUGUCCAUCAAACACUCGGUGUUUGGAUCUCCCUGUUGGCCUUGACUACACCUGCUGUAUAACUUGUCCUCAAGACAUUCAACUGUGCGCCAACGGAGGACGCUGUGUGUUGAAUACUGCCGGUAGCUAUUCCUGCAUCUGUGCACGUGGUUGGUCUGGUCAGAACUGUCUUAUAAAUGUCAACAAUUGUAUUCAACACUGGUGCCAAAAUGGAGCCACUUGUGUGGAUGAGAUAGAUGGUUACAGCUGCCUUUGUCCCAGCGGUUACACAGGGGUCUACUGUGAAGAGGACAUUGAUUACUGUGUCAGCCAUCACUGCUCUGAACACGGUGUUUGCCUGGACCAGCAGUAUAACUUCACCUGCCGUUGCAUGCCCGGAUUUGAGGGGCGGCUCUGUGAAGCGGAAUCAAAUGAAUGCAACAGCUUCCCCUGCUCAAGUGGUGCCACCUGUGUGGACCUAAUCAGUGAUUAUCAGUGCCGCUGUCCCCUGGGGUUUGAGGGAAGGACCUGCUCUCAGAAUGUAAAUGAUUGCUGGUCACAGCCUUGUCUAAAUGGAGGCGCCUGUAUGGAUUUGAUAAAUGACUACAUUUGUCACUGUCCUCUGGGAUUCAAGGGGAAGGACUGCUCCCUGGAUAUUGAUCUUUGCUCAUUUGGACUGUGCAGUGAACACACUUCAAUAUGCACUGAGACCAAAGAUGGACAGAAUGUCUCUUGCACAUGUGAAAGAGGGUUCGGAGGGUCAUUUUGUGAUAUAAAUCUCAAUGAGUGCGGCUCACAGCCGUGCCAGAAUGGUGGCAUUUGUAUGGAUGGCAUUGACCUGUAUCAGUGCUUGUGCUUAGAGGGCUUUGCUGGUUUCAACUGUGAAAUCGACUAUGAUGAAUGUGCCUUUGGAUACUGUGCCAAUAAUUCCACUUGUAUUGAUCAGAUUGCUGACUAUGAAUGCAUCUGUCCAGUAGGUUUUGCUGGUAAAAAUUGCUCCAUGUCUGUCUCUGCAUGUACAUCGGAUGUGGACUUCUGCAGAAAUGGUGGAACCUGUACUCAGAGUUCAGCUAGAGAUGUACAGUGUAUUUGCCCUUCAGGAUACCACGGAAAAGACUGCUCUUUGUCUGUGAGCUUGUGUGUGUCCAAUCCAUGUCACUCCGAAGGGACUGUCCUCUGUGAAGAGCUGGAAAAUACUUAUAGAUGUGUGUGUCAUCAUGGACACACUGGGAAGCACUGCGAAACGCACAUAAGCCGCUGUGUCGACGGCCUUUGUCAACGUGGUUCGUUGUGUGUGGACGUUGCGGGAGGGUUCAAAUGUGAUUGUUUACCAGGUUUAAGAGGCCAGUUUUGUGAGAUAGACAUUGACGACUGUGAAGAGGAGCCUUGUGGAGCGUUGAGUAUUUGUAAAGACACUCUGAAUGGCUACAGCUGUUUUUGUGCACCUGGAUUUAUUGGAAAUAGGUGUGAGAUUGAAGUGAAUGAAUGUCUCAGCCAGCCCUGUCAAAAUGGAGGCUCUUGUAUGGAUGAGCUCAACUCAUUUAGCUGCCAGUGUCCUCCUGGGAUCACAGGGGACUUCUGUGAAUUCAAUACUGACGAGUGUGACUCCUCUCCCUGCCUGCACAAUGCCACGUGUGUUGAUCUGGUUCAAGGCUAUGAAUGUGUCUGCAGGCCUGGCUUCACAGGUACAAAAUGUGAACAUGACGUUGAUGAGUGUGCUUCAUCUCCCUGCAAGAAUGGAGCAACUUGCAUUGACCUGCCCGGUAAUUACUUCUGCCAGUGUGUGGCUCCAUUUAAAGGUCAUAAUUGUGAAUUUUUACCCUGCGAGGCCAGUAAUCCCUGUGAGAAUGGCGGGGUGUGUGUGGAAGAGCUGGAUCAGGACCAUUUCCCUUUGGGAUUCCGCUGCCACUGUCGCCGGGGCUUCACUGGCCCUCGCUGUGAAAUCAAUGUGGAUGAGUGCAGCUCCAGCCCCUGCAUUCACGGCUUCUGCUAUGAUGUUGUAGAUGGCUUUUACUGCCUUUGCAGUCCUGGUUAUGCUGGACUCAGAUGUGAGCAAGACACUGAUGACUGCGUGAACAGUUUGUGCGGUUCCAACUCGGUGUGUAAGGACCUCCAUCAAAGUUACGAGUGUGUGUGUCAUUCAGGCUGGGAGGGGGAAUACUGCCAACAAGAAAUUGAUGAAUGUUUAUCGCAGCCAUGCAAAAACAAUGCCACCUGCACGGACCUCCUCAACAGCUACAAGUGUAUCUGCUCACCAGGCUGGACAGGCGUGGAGUGUGCAGAGGACGUGAAAGAGUGUAAUUCUGGACCCUGUCUAAAUGGAGCUCAGUGUCAGGAGUCAGACAUACCUGGAGAGUUCUCCUGCACCUGUCCUCCCUUCUUCAGUGGCCCCUUGUGUGACGAGCCUUAUGACCCCUGCCAUCCCCUCCACAACCCCUGCCUGCACAACUCCACCUGCCUGACACGCUCCAAUGGAACAGCCUCCUGCAGAUGCCCAGCUGGAUUUGAAGGGAGGUGGUGUGAAAUUGACACCAAUGAGUGUGGUUCAAAUCCAUGCCAAAAUCAGGGCGGCUGCGUGGACCAGGUCAAUGGUUACAGGUGUGAUUGUAAGAUGGGGUUUUCUGGUAUGCGCUGUGAGGAAGACAUCAAUGAGUGUGCUUCCAGCCCUUGCAGCAACGCUAGCAUCUGUCAGGACCUUGUGAAUAAGUUCCAUUGCCUUUGCCCUCCUGGUUAUUUUGGAGCGCUGUGUGACCUGGAUGUGAAUGAGUGUGAAGUUUCACCUUGCCUACAAGAGGGCAUCUGUAUCAACACGCCUGGAGGCUUCAAGUGCGUCUGCCGGCCUGGAUACACAGGGUUGCGGUGUGACGUUGAUGUUGAUGAGUGUGCUCCAAAUCCAUGCCAACAUGGUGGAAGAUGUAUUGAUGGGCCUAAUCAAUAUCACUGCUUGUGUCCUGAUGGUUUUAUUGGGCUCCACUGUGAAACCAAUGGUGAUGAAUGCAUGUCAGCCCCUUGUCUUCAUGGGAGCUGUGAGGACGGAAUAUAUUCAUACACUUGCCUUUGUGAACCUGGGUGGAUCGGCAACAGAUGUGAAACAAACAUUGAUGAAUGUGUGUGCGAUCCCUGCUUGAAUGGAGGCUCAUGUGUCGAUCUUAUUGAUAAAUUUGCAUGCUUCUGUCAGGAGGGUUACACAGGAAAGACUUGUGAAAAUGAUAUAGAUGUCUGCAAAGACGCUGUUUCUAACGGUUCGCUGUGUUUCAAUGGAGCUACGUGUCUCGAUGGUGAAGGAUCAAACUUUACAUGCAGCUGUCCGCCAGGUUUCAUGGGAGAUUUCUGUGAAGUGGAUGUUAACGAAUGUUGCUCAACUCCCUGCCACAAUGGUGCUGUUUGCCAAGAUCUUAUUAAUAGCUAUGUCUGCCACUGCAGGUCAGGUUGGACAGGCCUUCACUGUGAGGAUGACAUUAAUGAGUGCCUUCCACAGCCCUGCAACCAGGGGAUAUGCAUCCAGAAUGAUCCAGGCUAUGGCUACACCUGUUUCUGUCGUCCUGGAUUUGUGGGGAGGAACUGUGAGCACAACUAUAAUGACUGCCUGCUGAAUCCAUGUCCAGAAGCAUUUUCCUGUGUAGAUGGCAUCAACAAGGUCAGCUGCCUGCCUCCUGUUACGGAUCCUUUUCCCUCGGUGACUGUAGUCAGGAACAUCACUCCCGGCUACAUCCCCGGUGUGCCGACGCCACCACCACCGCCACUCAGCCCUGCACCCAUAGCUGAGCUAACCACAGAUACCAGCUACCUGCAUUACUUUGGGAAUUCAUACCUUGAGUUUCAAGGUAUUGGCCUCAGUGCACUCAACAACCUCACUGUGAAAUUUCAAACCACUGCAGCCCAGGGAACUCUGCUGUAUGUGGACCAGGGGCCUGUUAAUGGGGAUUUCUUUUUCAUGAAACUGUUCAUACUGGAUGGAGUCUUGCAGUAUGCGUUUUGCUGCAAUGAAGAGGAAACAGUUACACGGAUGAAUACAUUCAUUCACGUUGAUGAUGGCACAGUUCAUAUUGUAAAUAUCAGACAGCGCUUGACCCCUUGUGAGGCAGAGCUGACGCUUUCCGGAUAUGAGAAGAUUAAAAGCACGGCAAGUAAUUACUGGUUGGGACACAUGAUUCAACGAACAAACAAUGUCUUUGCAGGUGGUUUGCCACAAAACUAUCUUCCCAAUCAGAGAGCAAAACCAUUCCACAACUAUACUGGCUGCGUUGAAGUAAUUGAAAUGAAUCGAAUGAGGAGCUUUUACGUAUCUGACGCCAUCGGUGGCAGCAACGUAGACCGAUGCAGAUUUACCUUGGAUGCCUUGGAGGCUUCUACCACAAGUUUCUCAGAUCUGAUAACGCAGCCAGCGCUCUCUGACGCAGUGAAGACUACAACAACGACGACAUCAGCAGCAACAGCAGCUCCCACACAACCCCCUGCACCUCCCCUGCAUGAACCCCAAGUUUGCCGUGAUGGUCUUUGCCACAAUGGUGGAACAUGCUAUCAGGUGCCCGGCAGAGCUUUGCCUUUCUGCCACUGUCAAUUGCAUUUCACUGGAGCUUUUUGUGAAAAAGAUACCACCGUGUAUAUCCCGUCGUUCGAUGGCACAUCUUACUUGGAGCUGCAGCCUCUCGCGCUCCUUCUCCAGUCUUCUGGUGACACCAGUAAAUGGCCCUUCGCCGUCAAGGACACCACUGUCUAUUUGACAGUGAAAACUAGCUCUACACAGGGCACCAUCCUCUUCACCCAGGGACAGAACUUUGGAGAUCAAUUUCUUCAUGUGUUCCUCCAAGAUGGAAGCCCCGUUGCUAAACUCGGUUGUGGUGGGAGUCGUGUUUUGAAUGCGGCUACAAACCAGAGCAUCAACAACAACAGAUGGACAUCAAUCACUGUCCGAUACAUUCUCCCUGUCAGCAAACAAGGAGGCUCAUGUAUGAUUGAAAUAGCAGCAGAUAAUGGCACAGCUCAGCAUCUUGAGGAGUUUGUGUCACACACCGUGUCAGAGGAAUCCUUUGGACCUAUAUAUCUCGGAGAUAUUUCAUCGCACUGGGAGAUGCAUGAUGGGCGUACAAAAGGAGAGAAAAGAUUCAUUGGCUGCAUCAAGGAACUUGCGAUCAACUCAAAGGAGAUUGACCUGGUGGGUGACGCAGUGAAAGGGAGAAACAUCAAGGACUGUGACCUCCCUGUCUGCCAACACCUUCCCUGUCGUAAUGGAGGAACAUGUGUAAGUGAUGCCGAGGACUGGUUCUGCGAGUGCUCCCCGCUUUACACCGGCCGCCUGUGCCAGCUCAGCGCCUGUGAGCUCAACCCCUGCAGUCAUGGAGCCACAUGCAUCCCGAAGUCGCCAUUGGAGGCUGUUUGUCUCUGUCCCUACGGGAGGCAGGGUCUUCUGUGUGACCAACCAAUCAACAUAACUCGUGCCAGAUUCAGUGGAAGUGAUGAGUUUGGCUACACGUCCUUUGUGGCGUAUUCCUCCAUCCCGAGCCUCAGUUCCCUCUAUGAGUUCAAGCUGAAGUUCACGCUUGCAAAUAAUUCAUCUGCUGUCAAAGACAACCUGAUGCUGUUUGCUGGAAAUAAAGGACAAGGCAACGAUGGAGAUGACUUCCUCGUUUUGGGACUGCGAGGCGGAAGAGUUAUCCAUAGGUUCAACCUGGGAUCGGGGAUAGCAACCAUGGUCAGCGAUCGCCUCAACUACAGCAUCAACAUCCACACUGUCACGUUUGGGAGAUCCAAGAGAACUGGGUGGCUGAAGGUUGACGGGCAGCGCAACAGAACAGGAUUUUCUCCCGGACCUCUGGCGGGCCUCGGCGUUUUCAACCAUCUCUUCGUGGGUGGAUAUAAUGAGUACACCCCUGAACUCCUGCCACUUGGCUCCAGGUUCCGUCACGGCUUUCAGGGGUGCAUUUUCGAUGUGCAGUUUCGGACCAGAAUGGACAGGAGGUUCCAGGCCCUGGGGAAGCCUGCGGCUCAUCCAGCGUUCGGGCGCAGCGUGGGUCAGUGCGGAGUCACCCCCUGUGUUCACGUUCACUGCAGGAACGGAGGGACGUGUGUGGAUUCUGGCUCAUCGGUUUACUGCCAAUGCCCACUUGGAUGGAAAGGAGCACUUUGUACGGAGGUGGUGUCUGCAUGCGACUCGGAGCACAUCCCCCCUCCUCUCUGCGCCCACGGCUCCACCUGCAUCCCUUUGCCAAAUGGAUAUACCUGCCGUUGCCCCCUGGGAACUGCAGGAUUCUACUGCGAGAAAGUUGUGACCAUCAGUGACCCAUUCUUCAGCUCUAACCAGUCUUCCUGGAUGUCAUUUCCACUCAUGAGUAUUAGACACAGGACUGUUCUGCAGCUGCAGUUCCAGCCUUUAUCACCUGAUGGCAUCCUCGUCUACGCUGCACAGCAUCUCAGUGCUAGAGCUGGGGAUUUCUUCUGUCUCUCCUUGACGUCUGGGUUUGUGCAGCUGCGAUACAAUCUAGGAGAUGGCGUCCACAUCCUCCAGUCCGCUGGAAAAGUGGACUCCCGUGGCCGGACCUGGCACACGUUGAAGGCUGGGCGAACCGGUCACCAAGGCUUCCUCAGUCUGGAUGACGGAGAGGUGAGGGAGAACGGGACCGAGGGAAUGACCACUCUGGACGUCGCUACCGACAUCUUUGUCGGAGGCGUGUCCGCUCUGAACCUCGUCACCCCGGAUGCAACUGAAGAGGAGCCUAUGAGCUUCACCGGUGGUCUGAGAGAACUUAUUAUUAACGGUCUAGAACUGGAGUUAACAGAGACAGGAGCUGUUGGUGGGGCAAACGUCGGCGACUGGGAUGGGACUGCCUGCGGGUACAAGGUUUGCCAGAAUAGAGGUCUCUGCAGGACCACGGGGAGCGACUCCUUCGCGUGUCUGUGCUCACCGUUGUGGACCGGGACUGUGUGUAACCAGAGUAUAAGCUGCAUCAACAACCUCUGCAGACACGGCUCAGUGUGUGCUCCCUCUACAGUCACCUCAUACAACUGCAUAUGCCCCUUAGGAUGGGGAGGAACAUACUGCGACACGGAAAUUUCCAUGGACACUUUGAAAUUUGUCGGAAACUCCUACGUUAAAUACACAGACUCACGAUUCAACACGAGAGACUUAAAAUACACUCAGGUUUCCUUCAGCGUCCACACGAGCUCCAGCGAUGGCUUGAUCAUGUGGAUGGGAAGGGCCGAACACGAAGACGACGACUACCUCGCUGUCGGACUGGAGAGGGGCCAUCUGAAAAUCGCUGUCAAUCUUGGAGAGCGACUUUCCCCUGCUCUGACUUUCAGAAACCUCACCCUCUGCUGCAACGAGUGGCAUCACGUGUCUUUAUCUCUAAACGUCACCAUUAUUCAGGCGUUCCUGGACAGCAAGAGAAUCCUGUUUGAAGACGUGGACCCGUUUGAGCGAUAUGUAGCCUUAAACUAUGGCGGCCUGCUUUACUUUGGAGGAUUUGAAUUAUACAGAAACGUGUCGGUCGUCACCUCUGGUUUGUUUUCAAACGGCUUGGAAGGAAGUGUGAGAAAUGUUUAUUUGUAUGGAGAUACUAAACCAGUGGCAUUUCUUAAAAAUAGUGAAGGUUUUAAUAUUUAUGAGGGCAGUGAAUAAUAGUACAACUGU
Cololabis saira (Pacific saury) is the source of this 9505-nucleotide messenger RNA. RefSeq names its product eyes shut homolog (gene eys). The record is from RefSeq and is a predicted model, not a curated record. Gene Ontology annotation, cellular component: protein-containing complex; plasma membrane. The transcript is spliced from 51 exons. Gene Ontology annotation, biological process: establishment or maintenance of epithelial cell apical/basal polarity; heterophilic cell-cell adhesion. NCBI's taxonomy places the organism in Eukaryota, Metazoa, Chordata, Actinopteri, Beloniformes, Belonidae. Gene Ontology annotation, molecular function: calcium ion binding. Bases 278 to 9493 code for a protein of 3071 amino acids.